Messenger RNA from Medioppia subpectinata, 623 nucleotides. The record is from the annotation of a GenBank genome assembly. NCBI's taxonomy places the organism in Eukaryota, Metazoa, Arthropoda, Arachnida, Sarcoptiformes, Oppiidae.
ACCAUUUUGUGGUGUUUUCGUCGGUAUCGGUGGGAAUGGGAGUCGAGGGACAACUGAACUAUACUUACGGUAACUCUAUUUGCGAUCGCAUUUGCGAACAGAGACAGAGGGACGGCCUGUCGGGUCUGGCCAUACAGUUUGGGCCGAUCGGUGACGUCGGCGCUAUGCAUGAGAUGACACAAGUGUUCGCAUUCAUGACAACUCAGAAACAACGGAUCCAUUCGUGUUGUGAAGUAUUGGACAAACUAUUGGCCGUUCAAUACCCGGUCGUAACCGUAAAUGUGAAAACAGUUGAGACAUCGAUCUUAAAACUGGAUACGAGUGCCAGAGAGGGCUCGAAAUCAUUUAUUAAUAAUUUGUGGCGAUCUCUGGGUAUCGAUCCGACGGCCACUCCGGCGGACAUCACUUUAGGGGAGAUCGGAAUUGAGUCCAUAUUUGCCUCAGAAUUACAGCAAGAAUUGGCAAAACUCUGUAAUCAAACGAUUCAAUUGAAAAUAAUUAAACACAUGUCUGUCGGACUCCUUCGGGACUUUGAGUCCGGAGGCGAUCACACCAUUAAAGCCUAUUUUAAUGGUAUAAAAAGGGCUCAAAUAUCGCUCUCAAAGUAUAAGUUUGUGAUUCCU